This is a messenger RNA of Colletotrichum graminicola M1.001, 9213 nucleotides long. RefSeq names its product beta-ketoacyl synthase domain-containing protein. Gene Ontology annotation, biological process: secondary metabolite biosynthetic process; fatty acid biosynthetic process. The record is from RefSeq and is a predicted model, not a curated record. The transcript has 14 exons. Gene Ontology annotation, molecular function: fatty acid synthase activity; 3-oxoacyl-[acyl-carrier-protein] synthase activity; phosphopantetheine binding. Lineage: Eukaryota; Fungi; Ascomycota; Sordariomycetes; Glomerellales; Glomerellaceae. Bases 1 to 9213 code for a protein of 3070 amino acids.
AUGUACGACAGCGAGCCUAUCGCGAUAAUCGGCAGCGCCUGUCGCUUUCCUGGUGGUGUAGACAGCCCGUCUAAGUUUUGGGAGUUUCUGCUGCAGCCUGGGGACCUUCGGAGUGAGGUACCCAAGCAGCGCUUCAGCGCUGAAAAGUUCUUCAACUCCAAUGGCAUGCACCAUGGUAGUACGAACUCAAGAUAUGGGUAUUUUCUCAAGGAACCCCUCGGCGGCUUUGAUGCGCCGUUUUUCAAUAUACACGCGGGCGAAGCCAAGAGCAUGGACCCUCAGCAGGGCCUCCUUUUGGAGACGACAUAUGAUGCACUCUCCUCUGCCGGUCUUGUACAAGACCUUCAAGGUUCCGAUACGGCUGUCUACGUUGGCCUCAUGACUCACGACUUUGAGACGAUAAAAACACAGGAUAUGCAUCACAUGCCAACUUAUUUCGCCACAGGCGUUGCUGCGAGCAUUGCCUCGAACCGACUGUCAUAUGUUUUCGACUGGCACGGUCCUAGUAUGACUAUUGAUACGGCUUGUAGUUCGUCUCUGGUUGCAGUGCAUCAUGCGGUGCAACAACUGAGGAGUGGCCAAAGUAGAGUCGCGGUGGCUGCCGGAGUAAAUAUGAUCAUGUCUCCUUUGAGUUACGUCUCAGAGAGCAAACUGAGUAUGCUCUCGCCGACAGGCAGAUCGCGAAUGUGGGAUGCUGCCGCCGAUGGCUAUGCGAGAGGGGAAGGCGUUGCAGCUGUGGUACUCAAGACUCUGCAACAAGCUCUGAGUGACGGUGACCAUAUUGAGAGCAUUAUCCGUGAGACGGGCGUGAACCAAGACGGCAAGACCACUGGCAUCACAAUGCCGAGUCACCUGGCUCAAGAGGCAUUGAUCCAAGACACUUAUGCGAGGGCGGGACUGGAUUUGAGUCGCAUUGGUGAUCGUCCUCAAUUCUUUGAGGCCCACGGAACGGGGACGCCGGCAGGCGACCCUCAAGAAGCGGAGGCUAUCAACAAGGCUUUCUUUGGGGACAAGGUGUUGGACACCUUACAACCCCAGGAUCUGCUGGUCGGUAGCGUGAAAACAGUCAUUGGCCAUAGUGAAGGGACUGCUGGACUAGCCGGCGUCCUGAAAGCUUCCCUUGCGGUCCAGCAUGGUGCGAUUCCACCCAAUCGACAUUUUGAAAUGCUCAGCCCUGCUGUGCAGCCCUUCUACCGUCACGUCUGCAUCCCAACGAAAACGCAGCCUUGGCCACAAGUCGCACCAGGCUACCCACGCCGAGCUAGUGUGAAUUCGUUUGGUUUUGGUGGAACGAACGCACAUUGCAUCAUCGAAGAGUACGUGGGUUCCGGUACGCGGCAGUCUUUAUCCCAAAAGUCGAUAUCCUGCGACGUAGAGAAUCAGCCAUCGAGCACUACAUACGGCAUGCCUCUCGUCUUGUCGGCUAAGUCACAGCGCUCUCUCAAAGAUUACAUGCACGCCAUGCUCCAGUUUCUCAAGUCAAAUCCGGCCAUUGAUAUGGCAGAUCUAGCUUGGACAUUAUUGCGGAAGCAGGCUGUGCUGCCCGUCCGGCACGCUAUCUCCUGCCAUACCCGCGAUGGGGUAUGUCUCGCGCUCGAGGCUGCCAUCAAUGACAACUUGGGCAGAGACUUCAGCUUCAACCGCGGCAACAAGGACCAACCCCAGAUUUUGGGCGUCUUUACCGGACAGGGUGUACAGUGGUCAGGCAUGUGCAAGUCACUUCUGGCCUCCAUCCCUUGGACGCGAGACAUCAUAGAUGAGUUGGAUGCCUCCUUGCAGGCGCUUCCAGCCCAAUACCGUCCCCUGUGGAAGCUCCGGCAGUUGUUGUCUGGUGAAGGAGAUUGGACCAACGCAGCGGAGGCGAGGUUCUCGCAGCCGCUCUGCGCUGCCGUUCAGCUUGUGCUUAUCAGACUGCUGCAGGCUGCAGGCGUCAGGUUCGCGGCUAUUGUCGGUCAUAGUUCAGGGGAAAUUGCCUGUGCGGCUGCUGCGGGAUACAUCACGCCUUUCCAGGCCAUCCGCAUCGCUUACUUACGCGGACUAGCAGUCGCCACUCCACACGCUGGCUCUCAUAGCCCUACCGAAGGUGCGAUGCUGGCGGCCGAUAUCACACACGAAGAUGCCAAGGAGAUUUGCAGUCUUGAAGAUUUCGAAGGACGAAUCUGCGUUGCGGCGUAUAACUCUCCCACCAGCGUGACGCUGUCUGGCGAUGCUGAAGCUUUGAGACAUGCCGAAUCUGUCCUCAAGGACGAAGGCAAGUUCACGAGAUUCCUUCGCGUCGAUAAAGCCUACCACUCUCACCAUAUGGCCCCGUUUGCCGAUACAUACGUCAAAGCCCUUACCGACUGUGACUGCGCCGCCAACGCUGCCUCCAAUGCGCUUGGUUCGCGACCCCUUGUUUCUUGGUACUCAUCCGUGAACCCGGGGAGACUCUUGAAAUGUACAGACGUUACAGCCGAGUAUUGGAAAGCAAACCUCGUCUCGCCAGUAUUCUUUUCGCAGGCUGUCGAGCGUGUUGCCCGCGACUACAAUAUCGCUUGCGCUGUAGAGGUCGGUGCACAUCCCGCUCUGAAGCGUCCCACUGUUGCAACCAUUCAUACCAUUUCCGGAACGGAACUGCCAUAUACAGGAUGCAUGAAACGAGAUCAGGAUGAUACGGAUGCAUUCGCGGAAGCAAUGGCCUACCUCUGGGAACGGUUUGCUAGCUUCAAAAUACUCGACGCUGACAGCUUUAUGAAAGCUGUGUCACCUUCAGCAAACCCUCGCAAAAGCUUGGCUAAAGCCAUUCCGAGGUACUCAUGGGACCAUACGCGAACAUAUUUGACAGAAACACGUGCUGAGAAAGCUUUCCUUGCCGGGCCGGCUCCCCAUCCCCUCCUGGGUUCCAUUCUUCCGACGACCACGGAUUCGACGUUCCAAUGGCAAUCGUUCAUCAAGCCCGAGGACGACAAGUGGUUUGAGGGCCAUCACCUUCAAACCCAACUUGUCGUUCCCGCCUCCGGCUAUGCCGUGAUGGUCAUGGAAGCAGCACUGUACGUAGCAAGAAAGCGUCUUGGGCAAGACGUGGACGUCACUGUUCUCGAGGUACUGGACUUGAGCAUCGACAAGGCCAUGACCUUCGAUGAAAAGAACAGCAUGGCUGAGCUGCUUGUUACGCUUAAAGUCAUACACCAGGAUUCCGAGCAGCUUUCGGUUGACGUUAAUAUCGACUCGGCUCUUGAAAGAGAGACAAAACCUUCCAUGACGGCCAGAGGUCGCGUCGUCGUCACACUUGGCUCUCCCUUGACCAGCUCACCGCAGCGAGGCCUGAAUGAGCCACUACACCCCAACGAGAUCGACAUCAACAGGUUCUACGAGGAGAUUGAACGACUGGGCAUUGCCUAUACGAAAAAGUACCAUGGUAUCCACGAAUUGCGACGAGCGGAUUGCAGGGCUGCGGGACGACUCUUGCAUUACCGGUUUCCCAAUAAUCCCUCGCAGGAGAUUGUUAUUCACCCAGCCACACUGGAUACGGCCUUUCAGGCAGUCAUGGGCGCCUAUUCAUACCCUGGUGACAGAGCUUUGAAGUCCACGGUCAUCCCCGUGCACAUUGAUAGAAUUGCCUUGUUUCCCGGAGCCUGCGCCUCCGCGUUGGGCUCUCGUGACGAGGUCAGCGUGCUCUUCAACGCUACAUGCUCAUCUCUCGAAGACUCGGUUCCCGACGGAGACGUGGAGGUGUUUGAUGAUAGCUCUGCUGUUCUCUUUCAAGUGGAUAACAUUGCACUUCAUCCACUUCACAGACCAGAGCCCUCAGCUGACCAUCUCAUGUUUACCAAAACGGUGUGGGGGCCUUAUUCCCCAGAUCGUAUCCUAGAUCGUCCCGAAUUCCGGGCUACUGAUGAAGACAGGCGCAUGAUACCUGUCAUCGAGCGCAUUGUAUAUCACUACGUGAAGGACUUCCUGAAAAAGCUCACAGUGGAGGACCGUCGGAAAGCAAGUCCCAGCCUGCAGAAGUAUAUUCACUGGAACGAGCAGGUGCUGGGCAAGGCUCGGGAGUGGAAGUCUACCUUCUACGAGCCAGAUUGGGAAAUGGACACAGCGGCUGACAUAGAAAAGCUCUGUGAGCAGAACUGGUACCAUCCCUACGUGCGUCUCAUCAAGAGGGUCAGCGAGAAUGUAAUGUCCACAAUCCGCAACAACACCAAUCCUUUUCAUUGGAUGAACGAGGAUGGUCUGCUCGGCGAGUUCUACGCUAGUCCUCUCAGCAAUGGACCGUGUUGGAACAAUGGCCAGCAUCUUGUUAACCAGCUUUGCCAUCGUUUCCCUAACAUGAACAUCCUUGAAAUCGGUGGCGGUACGGGCUCAGCUACGCGCUAUAUUCUCGACAUUCCCGAGCUGGGCUUCAAUAGCUACACCUUUACUGACAUCUCGCCAACAUUUUUCGACAAGGCCCGUGAGGCUUUCCACCAACAUAAAGACCGCAUGGACUUCCGGAAGCUUGACAUCACACAGGAUCCAGCAAGCUUUACACCCCACUCUUAUGACCUGGUAGUCGCCUCGUCUGUUCUCCAUGCAACACCGCGUCUCGUGGAAACUAUGACGAACGUAAGGUCUCUGCUUAAGCCUGGCGGCCAUGUUAUCGUUGUGGAAGCCACAUUCAAAGAGUAUUUGCGCACAAGCUACAUCUUUGGGCUCUUCCCCGACUGGUGGGCCGGCUAUGAGGACGGCCGUAUCCUUGACCCUUUUGUGUCGUAUGAUGAGUGGGAUAGUAUCCUGAAGCGCGCCGGGUUCUCAGGAAUCGAGUCUCGCACAUCUGACCACGAGAGCUGGGUUUUUCAGAAUUCGCUGUUCAGUGCGCGCGCCAUGGAUCCCAAGAUGGAGCGGCUGGAAAGCCCGCCCCUGACGGUGUCCAGUCAACAUGACGACGGGGCAAACUUACCGAAGCUGAUAUUUGUUGGCGGCUGCUCUGACCGAUCAUCAGCCUUAGUGGGCAAACUUCAAGACAAAUUGGCCUACCGGAGAUCCCUACAUCUUAAACGGUUGGAAGAUGUGGUCAAACAGGCAGCUCAUUUGGGCCCAGGGUCCACGUUCGUCGUGGUCUCGGAGCUUGAUGACGAAAUGUUUGAGGAUAUCGACAGCAUCAAGCUCGAAGCCGCCAAGUGGCUUUUGACUGGCGGCUACGCAAAGAUCGUUAUCUGGGUCACUGCAGCGGCUUUCACGCGUAAUCCGCGCCAAGCUAUGACCAUCGGCCUCCUCCGGACGAUAUAUCUGGAGAAUCCGGAGAUUUACGUGCAGAACAUCGACUUAGACAACGUUGAACAUUUCAACUACGCCCCAGUCAUCGUCGAGCAUCUUCUUCAGCUGGAAUAUAUAAGCACCCUACCCAAGGAUAGCAGUAGUCUGGUACGGAACCACGAGCCCGAGGUCUACCUCGUCGACGGGCGAGCCUGGAUACCUCGCAUCAAGCAUGACAUAGCGCGCAACAACCGCUUGAACUCUGCACGCCGUGUCAUUCUCGUGGACAUUCAGCCGGAAGAAACUCCCGUACGUCUAAGUCUCGCUCCAGAUGGCGAGACUUCGUUCCUCGAGCUCACAGACACAAUGGUUGGCCCUUUCCCACCAUCUGCGCCAUCCUCAUUCUCGAGUGUACAUGGAUGUCUAGUUCAGGUUCGGGUUCACUUCGCCCUCACUGGCGCUAUCCGCGUCGGCAAUCUUGGCUUCCUCCACCUGUGCCAGGGUUUCUCCACAGAAACCAAGACACCCGCAUUGGUGCUGGCAGAUAGCAACGCAUCUGUCGUCUGUGUUCCAGCUAGCCGUGUCUUUAAUUUGCCAUCUGGAGACAACUGUAUUCUGCUCCAUGUUGUGGCCUCUCUCAUUAGCCAAGAGAUCAUGAACAGCGCUGUCCCUGGCACGAGUGUUCUCUUGUUUGAGACACCGGAUUUCUGCGUGGAUGCCAUCGCAAAACAAGCCAAGGAAAAGAAUGUUCAGGUCUACAAUGUCUCCAGUCAAAAACUCGCUGGGCUAGACCACAAUUCAGGCUCCACGUGGAUGCAUCUAGAUCCAUGGGUAUCGGACAUCGCGCUGCAGAAAAUGGUCACUGUGGGAGCGUCUGUCUAUUGUGACUUCUCACCUGCGACAGAUCUCAAAGCCGCCACACUCGGCCGUCGCAUAGCCAGAAACCAACCACCACAUUGUGUCAAGUACGGCUAUGCUCACUUUUUCGCGAAGCGCGGGUCCGGCACGCCGUAUGGAGAUGCUCACUGUCGUGACUUUACUAUGGCUGUUGAGAAGGCUCUUCGCGCGUCCUCAGGAACUGCCCAUGAUCACAUAGCAGAAGCAGCAUUUAUCAAGGUCGCUGCUAUACAGGACAACAAAGCCCUCAAGGACCUCACAACCGUUGUUGACUGGAGGCCCGAUGGCAAAGUUCAAGCGCGCCUUCGCCCUGUUGACUCUGGGAACUUGCUUGCUCCAGACAAGACAUACCUUCUUGCAGGACUCGCCAAAACAAUGGGCCGAUCAUUGGCCCGGUGGAUUAUCACUCAUGGUGGUCGCUACGUCGUUCUAUCCAGUCGUCACCCUGAAGUCCCGGAUCGUAAAUGGAUCGAAGAGAUGGAAGAGCUUGGCGGUCAUGUCACAAUUCUAUCAAUGGAUUUGUCCGACGAGAAAGCCGUAGAUGUGGGUCUGUCUAUGAUCCGCGAGGCUUUGCCGCCAAUCGGAGGCAUUGCCUAUGGCCCUUUGGUCCUCCGUGACACGAUAUUCCAAAAUAUGAGCUUGGAGGAUAUGAAUUCGGUGCUAAACUCCAAGGUGAUUGGCGCACGGCUUCUGCAUGACCGAUUCUGUGAUGCCACCCCGGGAGCCCAGUUGGACUUUUUCGUCAUGUUCUCGUCUGCGGCUUCCGUGGGCGGGAAUCCUGGCCAGAGCAACUACAAUGCGGCCAAUGCCUAUUUGCAAGCCCUCGCACAGCACCGGCGGACCAAGGGACUUACGGCCUCGACGAUUCAUCUGGGUGCCGUUAUGGGCGUCGGAUAUCUUACCCGAAGCCAUCUGGAAGAGCAACUUCUUAAGUUCAGCGACUGGGGCAAGCUCUCGGAAGGAGAGUUCCACAGACUGUUUGCCGAAGCCAUUGUCUCAGGACAGCAGGCACUCAGGCAGGACGAAGGCAAGGUCACCCGGUUGUCAGUCACCGAUAUGUCCGAUACUGAGGUCAUGACGGGCUUCCCGGUAUUCGAGGCAAAGUACAAAGACUCCAUCAAGUUGUGGCAUAACCCUCGCUUUGGUCAUCUUCGAACACCCGAAAACAAAUCGAGUCAUGAGGACCAAGGGUCCUCAGCCAGGAGAGUCUCGAUAAAAGACCGACUGCGCGAAGCAGCAACAAUGAACGAGGCCAAAGAGGCCAUCAUAGAUGGGCUUGCCCAAAAGACACGCGACAUCCUCCUUAUUCCUCGGGAUCAAAGUGUUAAUCCUAGUGUCCCACUCCUUGACCAGGGCAUAGACUCACUCGGUGCUUUCGCAGUAUCCGCAUGGUUCUCCCAAGAGCUAUUGGUCGAUAUACCGAUUUUGCUAGUGCUUGGUGGUGCUUCUCUUGAAGACGUUGCCGAGGCAGCCGUCAAACGACUUGGACGUGACGCCAUACCUCUGAUUGCUUCUGAACUAGAAGGCUACCAGAGUCCGACAUUGAACAGUGAAGACUCACCAUCGGCAUCGGAUAAGUCGCUGGUGAGCUCUGCCAGCAGCAGCGUGGCUUCAUACGCAAGCGGGAAAGACGAAGCUAGCGCAAAGAUCUCCCGUCGAUAUCCGCUGUCGUUAGGGCAGGCGUAUUCAUGGAAACUACAGCAGCAGCUCUCGCACGAUCAUACCAUCUUCCAUAACACCAUCGCAUACCUGUUCGAGGGCUACAUAGAUUUGAAACGACUCGGCACUGCCGUGGACCAGGUACUACGCAGACACGAGAUACUGCGGACUGCGUUUCUCGACGACCUCGAGCCCCACGAGGGCGACGAUCUACAGCAAGUUAUCCUGGAGACGCAAACAUGGGGUUUGAUUUGCAAAGAGGUCGCCAAUCAAGCCGCAGCCGAGGAGGCUAUGAAGCAGCUGCAUGAGGAAGCGUACGACCUUGGGUCUGGCAGGCCAUUCAAACUUGUGGAUUUCUACUGGUCAUCGGGCCACCGUCAUCUUCUCACGGUGGCCUAUCAUCGGCUAGCCGGGGAUGGUGCGACCACAUCUUUGCUCAUGUCUGAAUUAUCUGCCUCUUACGACGGCGCGGGGCUCUCCGCGACUGUUCCUCAGUUUUCCAAGAUUGCCAUCAGGCAGCGCGCCGACUAUAAACAAGGACGGUUGGAUGCUGACAUUGCCUACUGGACCUCGCAGUACAACAACCACGCAGUGCCCAUUAUGCCAGUCCUUAACCUUCCAGAUUGCCAGCUCGCCGACCGUAGCAACAGCCCUCCUGUCUCUUGGUCUCAACACAAAGGCGUCUUCCGCCUUAGCUCGGCCGUGUCCGCAGAAAUCAGGGAGACAGUGCGGCAGCAAAAGGUCUCACGGAUGCAGUUUUUCAUGGCAGUCUAUGCGACGCUACUGGCUCAAUUAACGAAUACGACGAGCAGUGGUGAGGCCGAAGCCAUAAGCCGCGACAACGGCGAUGAUGACGCUUCAAGGAUGAUAACUAUUGGUGUCGCAGACACCAACCGCGCUACAAUGGAGGACAUGGCCGCAAUGGGCUUCUUUGCCAACUUAUUGCCUGUUCGAAUAGAAACGGGACGAAAGGGAGACAGAUCGUCGUUCAGUCCUGUCGACCAGCUCGAUACCGUCAAGAAGGCGAUGCGCGGGGCAAUGUUGCACUCGCGCGUGCCGUACGGUGUGUUGCUGGAGCGUCUACCCGUGACUCCAAGUCUCCAAGUAUCAGCCAAGGACUGGUCGCAUGCACCAUUGUUCCAAGCUGUGUUCGACUACGCCGGGGGCGGAGUUGAGAGCGUGCGUAUCGGUGAUGCAGUCAUGACCGAGCAAGGCGCCUUACAGGCCACUAAGCUUAUCUCGCGCGAACGAACGCCAUAUGACGUGGUGCUUGAGAUUUGGGACGAUACAACGCGUGACCCACUAGUGAUUGUUAAGUUGCAGUCUUCUCUUUACAGUUCCAAGGAUGUUACUGCGUUCUAUGAUGCUUUUGUUAAGCUCUUAAGUACUUACUCAACGGAUUUAAGAGGUUACGGUCAGAUGUCUGACAGUGGAGUUUUCUACUAA